AUGCUGCGUCAUCUGGUCAACGUGGUGCGGUACGUGUUCCAGGCGAUCCGGAAGAAUAUUAAGCCACUCAUCCUGAUCGUUUCGUUUGUGACGUUCGUGUGGCUUAUAGUGGAUACGGCCCACCGGCCAGAGUUCGUGCGCCACGCGUCAAAGCACUCUUUCCGGUCUGGCAACCGAUCGCUUUACCCGCAUGACAACUGGGACGAGCGGUCUGUUCAGCAGUUCUUUGAUCUACUGGAAAUCGAUUUCAAUACUACUAGCUCCGGCGUGAUGCCUGCGCCCAUCGAGGCGAGCUGCCAAACAGAGGGUUUGCUGCUAUUCACCGCCUUUGCCGGUAGCUCUAAGUUAGAGAACCUGUGGCACUACUUCUCGUUGAUAGCGCUUCAGAACAGUGUAGGAUCGUCAGUGCCCGGGUAUCGUAUGCGUGCAAUGGUGACGCCUACAGCUGCAAAUGAGCUGAAAAAAUUGUUCGCAAGUUCUGCAAUCGAAACCAUCGAUCGGGAUGCGAUUAGGUGCUACAACGUUUCAACGGCAAGCAUUUUAAACAAUAACUCAAGUUUGGAUCUGCCAGUCCACGGGAACCAGCUGUUUAUUCUUAACAACCAAGCAAAACGGUUGCACGAUGUCCUGCAGGUGCGAUGGGACAUGCAAUCGAACUAUUUCAGAUUCCAUACUCGCCACCUGCAAGCGGCUACCAAGCUGUUGCAGGAUCUUCGAAAACGAGCAGUGCUCUACGGAAGCGAAGAUGACGCAAACUCACUGCAGUUUGUAGGCAUCCAUAUUCGCGCGGACGAUGAGCUUCCGUUCGACUACUACGACCGUGCCAUCACCUUCCAACGGACACACGCCACCAGUCUGCUUUCGUUUGUAGUUAUUUGUGAGGAACUGAAGGGUGACAUCUGCAACGGACUGGACGAGUUCGACGAGCGGAUCAACAUCUUCGCUGAGCAUGACGAUACCGGUCUCGACUUUACGUUGAUGGCUCUGUGCAACCACACCAUCUUGUCGAAUGAGAUCGACAUCUUUCCGGCCUUAAUACGCGGUUCCGGCAACACCGUCGUGUAUGGUAUGCCGAGUGAACGCAGCCAAAACGCGAUAGAAUUGGCUAACUAUAUUGAUCGUUGGUAUACUAUCGUUUAG
This is a messenger RNA of Anopheles nili, 1140 nucleotides long. RefSeq lists its product as uncharacterized. The transcript has 3 exons. Lineage: Eukaryota; Metazoa; Arthropoda; Insecta; Diptera; Culicidae. Bases 1 to 1140 code for a protein of 379 amino acids. The record is from RefSeq and is a predicted model, not a curated record.